UGCCGCAACUGUCAAAAAAACUAACCGCACCCGGUUACUCAUCUGGGGGCUUUCCCUUAUCAAAAAUAGCUUGACUCCGAUUAAAAUUCGCGUAGACUGACCAGAGUCCGCGAAUUGUGUGAAAACAGGGUUAGUUUCUCUUACAAAAUGACCGAACAGCACCGUUUCGGGACAGUGGUGAGCCCCAUCACUUGUCACGCCUGGAACAAAGACAAGACUCAAAUUGCCAUUUCACCCAAUAACCAUGAAGUGCACAUCUACCAACGGAGUGGUUCUGAUUGGAAGCCCCUCGAUGUGUUGAACCAACACGAUCUUCGUGUCAUGGGCAUUGAUUGGGGGCCCAACACCAACCGUAUCGUUACGUGUGCGGCUGAUCGUAACGCAUACGUGUGGACACUGGAUAAAGACAAGAAAUGGAAGCCAACUUUGGUGCUUUUGCGGAUUAAUCGGGCGGCGACUUGUGUCAAGUGGUCCCCCAAUGAGAAUAAAUUUGCCGUAGGGUCGGGCGCGAGACUCAUCUCUGUGUGUUAUUUCGAGUCCGAAAACGACUGGUGGGUGUCCAAGCACAUCAAAAAGCCAAUCAGGUCCACAGUGACCACCCUGGACUGGCACCCAAACAACGUGCUUCUAGUCGCCGGAUCCACCGAUUUCAAAGUCCGCAUUUUCUCGGCUUACAUCAAAGACAUCGAAAAGACCCCCGAACCCACCCCUUGGGGCUCCAAAAUGCCCCUAGGCCACCUCUUGGCCGAAUUCGCCAACUCCAAUGCCGGAGGCGGAUGGGUCCAAAGCGUGAGCUUCUCCCCCGAUGGUAACAAAGUGUGCUGGGUGGCCCACGACUCGACCAUCAACGUGGCCGAUGCCACACGAGGCAACGCAGUUUUUAAAUUACGAACCGAAUUUUUACCCUUUUUGAGCUGCACUUGGAUCACCAAUAAAUCAAUCGUGGCCGCGGGCCACAGCUGUAUCCCGGUUUUGUACACUUUGAACGACAAUGGCCAGCUGGUCUUUACCGCAAAGUUGGAUACGUCGCAAAAGAAGGAGUCAGGGGGGCUUACCGCUAUGAGGAUGUUCCACUCGUUGGAUAAGCAGGCGAGGAGCGAGACUUCGGACACAAACUUGGAUUCAAUCCACCAGAAUGCCAUCACUUGUGUCUGCAUCUAUGGGGGCACCAAGGGCAACGCCACCAAGAUGAGCACCUCAGGGCUGGACGGGCAACUGGUCAUUUGGGACCUCAACUCGCUCGAGAAGGCCAUACAAGGGCUCAAAAUCGCCUGAAUACGCAUUUUUCAUUUAAUUAAAUGUAUCACACGUGUUUUUUAAUAAAACAAGUUAGUAAAGU
This is a messenger RNA of Tribolium castaneum (red flour beetle), 1339 nucleotides long. RefSeq names its product Actin-related protein 2/3 complex, subunit 1 (gene Arpc1). The record is from RefSeq and is a predicted model, not a curated record. Gene Ontology annotation, biological process: Arp2/3 complex-mediated actin nucleation. Lineage: Eukaryota; Metazoa; Arthropoda; Insecta; Coleoptera; Tenebrionidae. Bases 148 to 1275 code for a protein of 375 amino acids. Gene Ontology annotation, cellular component: Arp2/3 protein complex; actin cytoskeleton. Gene Ontology annotation, molecular function: actin filament binding. The transcript is spliced from 3 exons.